Molecule: messenger RNA, 13004 nt
Organism: Monodelphis domestica (gray short-tailed opossum)
Lineage: Eukaryota; Metazoa; Chordata; Mammalia; Didelphimorphia; Didelphidae
Gene: ST8SIA3
Product: ST8 alpha-N-acetyl-neuraminide alpha-2,8-sialyltransferase 3
Biological process (GO): N-glycan processing; oligosaccharide metabolic process
Molecular function (GO): alpha-N-acetylneuraminate alpha-2,8-sialyltransferase activity
Source: RefSeq, a predicted model, not a curated record
GCCCCCUCCUUUUCCCUUCCUCACCAUCCGCUCCCCCCCCCUCCCAAGGUUAUUUGGGAGAUUAGAGUUCAUUAAUUAAAUCCUGUGCCUAGAUCGAACUGUAACAUUAUUCCAAUCACAUUUAUCUUGCAUCCGCGGAGAGGGAUGGCAGCCCCACUGGAAACGCGCUGUGUAGAAUGAGCAGGCAGCGGAAAGGAGACGUAGAACGCAGCCAGCUGCCAUUUCGACACCGCAGCUCCAGCCUUCCAUUUUAUUUUUAAUUCUUCAUUGUCCUGGCUCUCCCUUUCCUUGGGGGUUCGGAUUCUCUCUGUCUGCCCACCCCCAUCUUUUCGCUAUUCCCCCAGCUCAGCGCCCUCCCUCCCACCCACCCCCAUCACGCAACACACACACACACACACACACACACACACACACAAACACACCCCCACGCUCACCACCUUCCCCCCACCCCCUUUCCCCAAGCUGCCGUUUGCAACUCAAUGGACCGAUUUCUUGGGUUUCACUGACUCACGCCUUCCCCAAGAUGAGAAAUUGCAAAAUGGCCCGGGUGGUUAGUGCACUGGGGCUGGUCAUGCUCAGCGUCGCCUUGCUGAUUUUAUCUCUGAUCAGCUAUGUGUCCUUGAAAAAGGAUAACAUCUUCACCACUCCCAAGUACGCCAGCCCGAGGGUGCCCCGAAUGUAUAUGUUCCACGCGGGAUUUAGGUCACAAUUUGCACUGAAGUUUCUAGACCCAUCAUUUGUGCCCAUUACGAAUUCUCUGACCCAGGAACUUCAGGAGAAACCUUCUAAGUGGACAUUUAACCGGACAGCUUUUUUACAGCAAAGGAAAGAGAUUCUUCAACAUGUCGAUGUAAUAAAAAAUUUUUCUUUGACCAAGAAUAGUGUUCGGAUUGGACAGCUGAUGCACUAUGACUAUUCCAGCCAUAAAUAUGUUUUCUCUAUUAGCAAUAACUUCCGAUCACUGCUUCCAGAUGUGUCACCCAUUGUGAAUAAGCAUUAUAAUAUUUGUACUGUGGUUGGAAAUAGUGGGAUCCUGACAGGGAGCCAGUGUGGACAAGAAAUAGAUAAAUCUGAUUUUGUUUUCCGUUGCAAUUUUGCCCCCACCGAGGCAUUCCAAAAAGAUGUUGGAAGGAAAACCAACCUUACCACCUUCAAUCCUAGCAUCCUGGAAAAGUAUUACAACAAUCUUUUGACCAUUCAGGAUCGUAACAACUUUUUCCUCAGUUUAAAAAAACUUGAUGGGGCAAUCCUCUGGAUCCCUGCAUUUUUCUUCCAUACUUCAACAACUGUCACCAGGACACUAGUUGAUUUCUUUGUCGAGCACAGAGGUCAGUUAAAGGUCCAGUUGGCUUGGCCUGGAAAUAUAAUGCAACACGUCAACAGGUACUGGAAAAACAAACGGUUGACACCCAAACGACUGAGCACAGGUAUUCUUAUGUACACCCUUGCAUCUGCAAUGUGUGAAGAGAUCCACUUGUAUGGAUUUUGGCCAUUUGGAUUUGACCCCAACACUCGGGAAGAUCUUCCUUACCAUUACUAUGACAAAAAAGGAACCAAAUUUACGACCAAGUGGCAGGAAUCCCACCAACUUCCUGCCGAGUUUCAGCUAUUAUACAGAAUGCAUGAGGAGGGACUGACCAAACUGACUCUGUCACAUUGUGCCUAAGAACUUCAAACUCAAAGUGCCAAAUGAUUGUUUUAAAAGUGCCCCAAACCAAAUUGAAUAUUCUUCAAAAGUAGAGCCCUUUUAGGGUCAUAUGUUUACUAAAACUAUUUUCCACAGCUUAAAAAGUCAAGAUGUUCUCUAUUGCCCUGCCCACCGGUCUGCAAGGGUCUUAGCGCAUUUAGCAAGACCAACAAAAACUACACUUUUUUCAAGCUGUAAGAAUCUUUAAGGAAUUGAUGAAAGAAAUUUUGCAUUUAUAGCUAUGCUAUUAAAUAUAUGUUUUAAAGUAUUUUCAUAUUGAUAUUUUAGCAGCUGAGAAACUGCUGUCCAUUUGGAGCAUUCCAUGCUAUGUAGAACUAGAGAUGGUGCUUUCCUGAGCUCUGUUCAGCCUCUAGGCAGAGCUGAGACAAGGCACCUAAAGAGAGAUUUGAAAAUGACUCCCCUCACUCCUUCACUGGAGAGUUCCAGCCCUCCACCCCCAUUCUUCAUCUUAUACCAGGGACUUGGAACCAUCAGGGUAAUACAUGGGAUUACUUUACACAAAAUAAACACCUGUGUAUCAUGGAGAGCAGAGUUUUCUGUGAUUCCAAGUAUGUGAAUAUAUAAAAACUGAUAUAAAACAAUUUACCUUUGUGCCCCUGCCUUCCCUUUAUAUUUCCCCCUCAAUGGGCCCUUUUCCUACCAAGAUCCAAAUCAUAUUUCUAGGGCUAAUUUAUGAGGGAUCUCUGUUUAACAUUAUGUUCAAACUCUUUAAAUUGGUAAUAGGAAAAAAAAAACAGAUUUCCUUAGCCUACCUAUCUCCCUCCCUCUCUUUGCUGUGUGGGAUUUUCUUUUGCUUAUUUAAUUGCCUUUUCCACUGUGGGUUGUGUGUUUGCUUGAUGCAUUCAUGACACUGAGUAACUUUGAUGCUUCCAUCCAAUUUCUUUUCAAACUGAAUAAAUUAUAAUACAUUUAUGUUACCUUAUAUUUUUACAGAAAACACCUCUUACUUGAUGCUCAUGACCUGGAUUCCACUGCAGGUCAAAGCAUGAGCUCUCAAUCUGAAGCAGCAUACAGCAUGUCUCUCACUAUUUAGUACACAGGAAACUAAAGACAUGAGUGGAUUUUUGUACGUGGUUGGCCACUAGCAUAAUGUCAAUCAAUUCCUUAAGGAAGGGUCCAAGAGCAUUUAAACCUGGGCUCCAUUCAUAUUAAGCCAAACUGGAUAGUGGUUCUGAGAGGUUCUCAGAAUAUAGUCACAGUUAUAUUUGGAAUUUAGGCCAUGUUAGAAAUAUAAGAUUAUUUAUUAGCACACAAUUGGUCCAAUGACCAAUUCAACCUAAACUGCUUUAUCACAGGAGGCAAGAAGCCAUUUGAAUGAUGUUGUCUAGAAAAAUAAAUGUUGGAAAGUGGUAGAGGGAGAGCCUUUUGGGAUUGUCUGAUGCCUCUCCCAAGGCCAUUUCAGGCCUGAAACCUGAAUAUGCAGUGUUCAAACUAGUGUCACUUCUACGUACUCUAGUUGACAGUGUUUCUGUGGCCAGCAUCUCAUAGGUGACUGUUUUGUCCCAAGAGAAGUAUGAAUUCCUGGUCUUUCUUUGCCAAGAGAAGUGUGAGCUCUGAGUCUUAUACUCCUCUUUCCAAUAGAUCCAAAUUAGAUCUAUUAUAGCUAAAAUUUAUGGAUUUUCCAGGAAGAAAAGCCAUUGAGUAAUUCAGGCAAUCCUAGGAUCUUGGACAAAAUUAUUUUUCUGUGUAAUGCUGUAUAGACUCUACCAUGUAGACAUGGAUUUGACCCUCCUAGUUUUUUCAUUAUCUUUGUCCUUCUAAUCUGAGCAGCAUUCUGGCCAAGUGGAACUUAAAUUUUAAUAUGAUAUUCCUUUCUUCUUUCUGAGUGCCAAUCAAGCACAUUUAUAAUCUACACAGGGGAGACAGCUCACUCUUUCCCAUAAAUCACAUCUAAAUUUUUUUGCAUUCCCUAGCCUGCAAUGUUAAAAAUAUGGAUCAAAAAUAAUUGCUGAGGUGGGAGAAUCAAAUCAGGGCCCCUCUUUGAUGUGUAGGUUCUAACUAAAAAGAAUUCCAAGUUUACCUAUGAAAGUUACUGCACACACACUGCCUGAGCCUAGAGAAAUAGGCUAUUUGGGUUUUGUUUCCUCCAGAGAACUACCCAAAGUCAUUAUGGUCAAAGCUCUUUUUGCUUGAGACAGAAAUUCACCAAUAUGUGUCUGAGAUUAGUAUGUGUCUGAGAACAAGAUGACUUUAUUGAGAGAAAUAUAAUUAUAUAUUUAUAUAACAUCAUCCAUUUUAUUAUAGGGAUAAUAUAAAUGACAAUCACCUGAUUAGUUGAAAAUAAAAAAUGGUUAGCUGUUUCAGGAUAAGAAACAACAAGAACAAAAACUUCCUUGGAAAGAAUAUUCAUGCUAUUUUUCCAUCUUGACAUACAGUUUAGUGAGCUAUAGAACCAUUCCAGGAAGCUGGCAGAGAUUUAGCCUGUUAUUUUAUGUCUUGUUCAAAUUGGUGUCUCCCUCACCACAUUCUAUGGGCCAAGUUUCACUGUGCAGCCAAAAUUGACAGGAGACUUCUCCUGCAUUCUCAAAUGCACAGUCCUUUACUAUAUGAAUAAAGGAAAAGAAUCAAUUCUCGCAUGGGCCAGAAGAUUUUGAUGCUGAUGUUUUGAACUCCAGUAUGGCUAAAAGACAUUUGACAUAAGCUUAAACUGCAUAUACAGGAAGCCACAUCGGUCAGAAUUAAUAAGAAAUUGAAUCCUGACCAUAAUCAAUUGGCAAUCAUUACAGAGUGAGUUAUUGAAAUUUUUUUAAAGAUUUACUAUGGGGGAAAUGUAAAAUAUUCUAUAAGUUUCUGGAAAAGUUCAUUUCAACCCUGGCCCCAUCACUCUCUCAAAUUAAACUACUGAUAGAACUCUUCCUGACACCAUAUUAUCAGUUCAACUAAACAUCAGAAUGUAGAUGGAAAGGCUACAGUCAUAGAAUUCUAGGACCAGAAAGAGCUUGAGAAAUCAAGUAGACCAGAAGAUCUUAAACUGACAGCUAAGUCUUUGUUUUUAGAGUUUUAAUAAUGUAUUUCAUAUAAUUAGUUUCCUUGGCAAUCCUUUUCCCCCCUGCAUUUAAAAUCAUUCUGAGAAGGGGUCUGUAGGCUUCAUCAGCAUCUCACAAAAUUCUUAAGAAUCUCUAAACUAGACUACUCUAUGUCUGGGCAAGACUAUUCUAUCUAUUCCAGAAAAAAUAAUUAUCUACUCUCUUAAAACCCCAUAAAGAAAAACAUUUCCUAGUGUCCCUUUCUGCUUUCUUCAUAGCUUUGUUUCAAGAAGUAUGUCUUGUUUCCUCCCAACCUUCUGCCAUCCCUAAAAUUUAACCACUAAUGUCUUGAACUGUAUGUAGACUAUGACAACAGAGAAAAGCCAUUCGACACCACAAAACAAUGUCCUUUUAUGUAUUUAAAGACUGUUACAAAACCUGGGUCUAAACAACUACAAACAAGUCAUUCAUGUCCCAAAAUACAGUGGAUACAAAAAGAUCCUACUUGGGAAUUUUGGAAAGGACCACUAAGGGCCAAUCCUUCAAGGUUCCUGAUUAUUUCUCAAUUUACAUAGAUUACAUUUACAAUGAGACAAAUGAGAGAUUUUUUCAAUACCUACUAAUUUGGGGUAGCUAUUUACACUGAGAUUUUGUAUUUCCUUUGCCUUCUUUAUCCAAGACUAAGUCACUUCCAUUUUUCAAACUUUUCCUUUUUAAAGAACCCACUUCCAGAUCCUGAGUCAGACUCUACCAUAGAUCCACCAAGAUUUUUUUUUAAUCUGAUACCAAUACAACUACUUAAUUCAGUCCCAAACAAAAACAAAUCAAUGAAAUUGGCAUUCAGUACAUAAAGCAAGCAAAUAAUUUAUUGUAUUUUUUCUAUUUCAAUAAGUCCUUUGAGUUGACAUGGCCAUAAAGUCAUAGAUCCAGAAUCUGGCUAGACUUCUUAGUAUGUGCUGUCAAGAAAUUAAUUUCAUUAAAACCCAACAAACUGAGUAUUAAAACUCUUUUUUUUAUCAGCCAAUGUAUUUAUUAUGUCAUCUUCAGCACAAUAUUUGUAAAUCUUGGUAGAAUAAUACAAAGCCUAGUAUGAUUGUUGAACCAUUUCCCAAAACAAGCCAAGUAUAUGGCACUAGACUACUGCACUAACAAUGGUACUCAAUGAAGAGAGGGAUAUGCUGGGACUUUACCCCAGACAAUUAAGAACCCACUGCAUGUGUGAAAAAUAAGCUAUUGUUCAUUCUGGGGACAUGACAACUAGAUUUUUCUCUGUAUAAUUUACCAAUGGCUGAUAGAUUGAUACUGAUAGAUGAAAAAGCAUUUCUGAUGUCUUUAGAAUGGACAAUCAUUAGAUGUCAUCUCUGCUAACAAAGAGAUACUAAAGAUGCACAAAGAGGGCAAAGAAUAUCUUAAAAUCAUAAAGUAUUUAAGAUCAAAGUAUCUUAGAUGUCAUCUAGUUCAAAUCCAUCAUUUUACGUAUGAGAAAAUUGAAGCUAGUAGGAGUGAUUUGAUUUGCCCACAGUCAAAUAGCUAGUUAAUGUAGUGGUGCAUUAAUUCCAGCUGUAACAAGUAUAGAUCUCUUCCCUUCCAACAUGAAGAGAGGAAAAGCCAAAAAUAUUAUGGGAAUAAAAGCACAGGACCAAUGAAAAAUGACCUUGGUUUUAAAUCUUUGAAAUAUAAGAAACACAAGAAGAUAAUAAGACUUCAGUGCUGGUUUUGUUUUGGUGUUUUUCAAUUUUCUGCAAAGCUGUAAUAUAGGAGAAAUUUAAAAGUUCAAUAUGAUUCAUUUAUAUUUUGAUCAGUUUCCUAAAGAAAGAAUUGCUUGGCAGUAUUCUGUACAUUUUCCACUCUGAAAAUAUUCUCUUAUUGAACAAUGUUGAACAUUUCUAGUAUAGUUUUCCACGUACACAAGAGCAGAGAUGCAUAUGUAAUUUCUUUGAGAGUCAACCACACUCUGCACUGAAAGAAAAAAUAGGCAAAUUAGGUAAAUUACUAUUGUAGAAAAAAUAUUUGUUUGUUACAAUUUCAAUUGAAAACUGAGAACUUAAUUCUCUGUUCAUUUUAAUAAUAAAGCUUUGCUAUAAUUUUAGUAAUACAUAUGAAUAAUAUGGAUGUUGAAAACUGAACACAGUUUUGUGCUGACAUCACUAUAUGCUACCGCCAGUGGCACCUCUCAAGGGUAAGAAAUUACUCUUAUCAAUGCCAUUCAUGUUGUAAAUUUUUUUCUGGAAUAUAUGUUGAAUUUGACAAAGAGAAAUGCUAUUAUAAUUGGAUGCUCUGAGAAUCUAGCACAUAGAUUGUUUCUACACAUGCAAAAUGAAAAACUGAGUCAAUUGUCUAUUUCAUUCAGACUUCCUUAAUCUACUUGUUGCGUUAUGAUUUGCUUUUGACAAAUGAAACUGUCAGUGUAGGCUCCAUUCUCCAAAAUAUUCAGAAUGUGUAGGCCCUGUCCAAUGGAUCAUCAGGAGGAGUAUUGGCUGUGUAUAUAACCAGGCUGCAGCACUGCAAAUCCUGAGAGGCCAGUGCAACAUAGGCAGUCUGAUUAAUCAAUUUGGAUGCUCUGCAGCCAGAUCAAUCCCAAAGUGACCUGGCUCAAUCAUGACAAUGGCUAAAGCAGCCAAUUCUGCCUUCUUUACUCAGGUCCUUCCACAGAAAUAGACUUUAAAAUGCCGAAUGUUUCACAAUGUUCUCGUCAAAGGGAAUUUGUAAUUUUUAGUUUGUAAAUGACUACUUAUUAUUGAAAGUUUUUAUGUUAAAAUAGAUUCUGUUUUACCCCAUCAUUUUGUUGACCUUGCAAUGGAAACCAGUGAGGAAUAUGUCAUAGAAUAACUAAUUCCAUGCUAAGAGAGGACAGGAACCAUGUCUCAAUGAUCUGUUUAGCUCCCUCAGCACAGUGCUUAAUAUAUGUGUGGGACUUAAUGGAUAAGUCAAUAUGAAGUAAUGAAUUAUAAUCCUUCACUGAGCCAUUUGACAACAAAUUUCUUUGAUUUUUUAACGUGUCUAUAUACUGACAUAAUUCUCAAGUUUUAAAAUUUUAGUUAAUAAAUCGCCAGCUGAAUUAAAAUUGUCAAAAUAUUUAGCCAUAUAGAUCCACCAAAAUAAUGCAACUGUUUUGACUGUGUGUUGUGUUUUCUGAACUGACCUGUCACUAAUGGAUUCAUAAACAAUUUGGAACUGGCUCAAUUCUGCCUGAAUGAUUGUAUGUUUAAAAAUGGCCCAAACGUGCUCUAUAACUCUAAUGUGUUUGUUCUUGACCUUGUAUUUCUUUCAUAGGUUUGAAAGUAUUUUCCAAAUGUUUAAUGACGCUUCCAGGUAAGAGCAAAAUAUCUUUAGGCUUCUGACGAAAGAGUAAAUUGAAAUUCAUGGAAGCUAAGUAGUUCAUAAAAUCAUAAGAUUUUAGAGUUAAAAGAGACAAAAGGAACCACCUAGACCAAACCUCUCAAUUUACAGAUGAGAAGCUAAGGUUCAAAGGUUAAAAGCUUUGCUAAAGCAUAUAGGUAGCUAGCAGCAAAGCCAGAACUACAAUUGAAAUUUCAUUAAGUUAAAUCCACGACAUGAUGCUGCCUCAUAAUCUCAUGCUAAAAACACAAUCAUUUUAGCGUAGAGUUAGUUAUGGUAGGUUCAAUAGCAGAUUCUUCACUGUGAUUCUAUUACAAGGUCAUCAACAUAAUAAUGGGCUUUGUUGAGGACAAAAGUAUCUACUGAAAUAUCUUCUAUAAUUAGCCACCUAGAAAAAAAAAAGCAAGGAAAGAUGCCCAAUAAUUCUACCUCCUUGAAGUCACUGCAAUGUUAAAUUGCAAGUCAGUCACAGAGCCUAGAAUUGGCAUUCAAAAACAUGAUUCCUCAUUGCACAAGAAUAUUCCUUAAAAAUAAAAGUCCCCAGACCAGAACUGAGACUUUCAGAAAGGAGAAUUCAAGAAGCUUAAACAAAAACAGGGUAAUACUAAUACAGGGUAAACGUGGUCUUUGUUUGUAUUAAUUCACUUGUACAUGCAAAAUAACUUACUUCUUGAAUUGGUCCUAAGAAAACCGAAUGUUAGAUGAAACAAUAAUAUGGAGAACUGGUAGUUCCAGAGGGGAAAAAAUUUUUUUAAGAAAGGGUAGUUGCCUAAAUAACAUUAUAAUAUGGGUUUUUUACUUAAUGGUGGUAUAUGGUUAUGAUAUAUAAUGAUGUUAUCAUCAAAUGGGAAACAAUGUGGCAAGGUGGAAAGUGCUAUGAAUUUGGAGUCAAGAGACCUAAAUUGGAAUUCCACCUCAGGUACUUCCUAACAUACAUAUGUGAUUAAGGUCAAAUUACUUAACCCUCUGAGCCUCAGUUUCUUGAACUAUAAGAUGCAACACCUGAUUCAUUGAUGUAAAUGAGGUUGUCCAGAACAAUGUUAGCCCAUCUUUACCAGAGUCACUAGAGGCUUCGUUACUUCCCCUCAACCAAAUUUCAGGGAUAAUUCUCAUCAAUUUGUGUGUGUGUGUGUGUGUGUGUAUUAUAUAUAUAUAUGUGUGUGUAUAUAUAUAUAUACGUAUAUAUAUACAUAAACAAAUAUAAAUAAUUUCAAAUAAAUGCACAUGAGCCAAGAAGAAACUGGUAAAGAAACUAGGACCAUCACCAUCCUGUUCUUGGUCUUCUCCAUAGGUCCUUCCUUUUCUGAUUCUUCAGUCUCUUCAUCCAAAAUUGACAAAAGGUCAUAAAGUCUUAUCUAACUGGCAAAAAAUGACAUCCCUUUGAAAUCUGAAUAUGUCAAUUGAUUCCAAAACAGAAGUAUUGAUUAGGCUAAAGACCUUAUUGUCUUCAGAUGUGUUUUGGUCAAGCUAGUCCUUCAUUGGAUUGAUGGGUCACUUUCUAGUCUAAAAGAAUGGCAUUUCCUAAUUAAAAUUCUUCCCUUUCACUGCCAGACACAACCAGUGUAAGAAACCACAGCAUAGUAAAUGAGAGCCAUAUUUGGACUAUGCUUUUCCAUGAUUUUUCUUUCAUCUGCAAAUAUUCAUCUCAUUUUCCUCCACUCCAAUGGUCUUCUCCCUCUUCACCUCCCCCAUGGAGAUUAAAUACUUACCUUUGAAAGAAAAAUCCAGAGGCAUCUAGAAAAGACAGCCCUGAAAGGAAUACAAGAAAAAUGGGAAUACCUCUGAGAACAAAAGUUGAGCAGCAUGAGUCCAGCCCACAAACAAUACUUUCAACCUCAUGACCAGGUUCUCCACCCUUCUGGGUUCCAAUUUGGCCUCAGCAUCCUUCAUUUUUCCUACUUUGUAGAAGCAAGUUGUUUAUUGAAACACACAAUGUUGAAAAGGCAACAUUUGGCAUCAUCAUUAGCUUUCUUUAGAGAUGGAUUCAUUUUGUCAUCUUCCAUGAAACUUGAAUUUAAUAUAGCAGUUCUCUAGACCCUGGAUAAUAUGAUAACUAGUUCCCCAUCUAUCCCUUCUUUCUGCCGGUAUGGCAAGGAACUAUUCCUACAUACACAUGUCCAGAUUCCUUAUUGAGCAAUUAGAAAGAGACAUCCUGGCAACGUAAGAACAUAAACUCAAUUUUUCAAACUGAAAAUUUAUUUUUUAGUGAAACUCAUUCAUAAACUUCUUUUAAUUAAAUGUUUGUGGAAAGCAAUGCUAGCAAUAUCACAUAAUUCCUGAGAUACUAUGAUUGGCCAGAUUUCUCAUUCUGUGUAUUUUAGAUCAGCACAAAUGAAGUUAAAGUAUUUAUUAAAAGAUAUAAUAUGAUUUUUGUGCUUGUAUAAAUAGAAAGUAUUAGAUUCUAUGAGCAAAUUUGGGGAGAUUGUAAGAAGUUCUAAUUUAAAUUAGAUUUUCCUGAUUAAACAAAGCACAUUUCCUAGUUAUUUUUAAAAAAUAAGAGCUGGUUUUUACUAGUUGUCUGGGAGAAAAACUAAUACUCAAAAAGUAAAGGUUUGAGGUUUUUUUCUUUUCUCAACAAAAUAAGUUGUACAAGUGCUUCAUAAAUGCCUUAUAUCUCUAUCUAAAAUGAUCCGAAGACAGCUUCUAGUCUUUGUAAUUGUCAAAACACGGAUUUUUAGCAUCUAUGGCCUAGAUGCCCAAUGAAACCUUCACUGGCUUUUCACCUCUUCCCAUCAGCCAAAGGGCAAGCUCUGUGUGUAGGAUUUUGGGCUUGGACAAUUAAGCUUAUUCUUUCAAUUACCCAUUACAGAGAAAACUACAUCUUCAAGAUAGAUCACUGAUGAGCAAGGAAAGAGAUCAAACUAGAAAUUAGGAAUGUGUAUUAGUAGGUGAGGGUCUUUGCCUUUGUAAAGAGCAAUGGUAAGGCACCUUCUGUUAGCUAACUCUUGUGUUUCUCUCAAGACCCAGAAUGAAUGAUUUACAUAGUGGAAGGACUAUUGGCUUUUUCAAGGAUUCCAAUUCUUAACUUGUAUUUAUAUAGAAAAGCAUCCGUGUUCUUUUGUUUGCAUCCAAGUUCUAAGAAACUCAAGCAUCAUAUUAAAUAGAAUUGAAGUUUCAUUUUGGAUAUCAAUGAGAAAUUAAAUGCAUCUUAAAAUGGGAUCAAAUAAUUCAACAGCAUGGGAAAAAUUACUUCAAUAACCUCUUGAAGACUAAAGAGACCAUAUGAAUUUUUGUUCAACCUCCUUAUUUUACAGACAAUAAAAUCAAGGCUUCCUGAAGUGAAAUUAUUUGCCUGUGGCCACACAGCUGGCAGUGUAAAGGCUAGAACCUCCUAUCUAGUUUUUGUGCUAAUACAUUACUUUUACUGUCUUGACAUCUCAGAUUAGAUAACAUGUCCUUCUAAAAUAUGCUCAACUUUCAAUAACACUACCCUUGGACUCAAAGUGAACCAAAAGAUUCUGUGUAGAAUGGGUUUGAUUUCUUGAAUAAGAGCUUAAAACUCUUAGAAGUUCUUUUUAUCAGGUCAUAGCACUUGGCAAAUUCAGAGGGUAUCUGGGAAGACAUUUAUAUCUCAAAUUAAAUUUAGUAGAAUAUAAUUAGCAUUUGUUAAGCAUUAACUAUAUAUAUAUAUAUAUAUAACAUGCAACUAUUCAAAUUGAAGGGAUUUUGUUUCCUUCUCUUCCAAGAAAUUCUGAGUGUAAAUGUGUUGCCAUUCAUUGUAUAAUUUGUUUGUAUUAGAUGUGUUGCUUUUUAUUUCUAUAAUCAGAGGAUGUUCAAAGAUGAAAGGAAGAUCAGAGAUCAUCUGAUCAGUUCUUUCAUUUUAUGAAAAACGAAACAGUCUCAGACAUAUGAGAGUGAUAAACAAAUUAUACUAGUGGCUGAGUGGCACACACCUAGUGAAUGGGAAUGUCAGAACUAAAACCCAGUUCACCUUUACUCCCAGACCAGUACUCUUUUCAUUUCAUCACACUAUCUCUAUUUUUUUCAUCCCUUACUUUCUGUCCUAAUACUAACUUUAUAACAGAAGAGCAAGGAUGAGGCAAAUGGGGUUAAGUAGCUUGCCCAGGGUCACAUAUCUAAGGAAGCCUCCAAAGUUAGAUAUGAAUCCAGGUCUUCCCAGCUCCAGACCUAGCUCUCCAUCCAUUGUGCCAUAUAACUGGCCUUCCCUCUAUUAUUUUAAUGGAAUGUUAAAAUAAUCUUUUUAUGAGUACAGAAAACAAAAAGGGGGGGAAUCUUUUGUGUUUUACAAUAUUUUGUAAUCUCCUUUAGCUUAAUUUCUUUAUUUUUAGCAUUUUUUGAAGAAAUGUUACAUGGAUGAAGAAUCUAGGCAGGAGAAAGUGCUUAUAAGACAACUACGUUCUUUUUCCCUUUAAAGUUUUGGGUAGCAGUAUUACCAAAAGACCAGGAGUAGGAAAAUAAUAAAUGUAAGUUGAUAAAGAAAUGAAGUAAUGUGUCAAUGAAUGGGAAAAUGUUGCUGCUAUUAUCAUACCAUGCAGCUCAUUUUUUCAUGGGAAUUGUUCUUGAGAAUGACACAUGAGAAACUGCAGAAUGGCACUAAGGAUUUCAUCCUUCUACAUCACAUCAGGAGGCAUUUUUUCCUUUGGAAGAGCCUGAGUCCCUUUGGUAUCAGAGUCUCAUCUCAGGUGACUGGCAGUCAAAAUUGCCCUAGAGACACUUGGUGCCCACAUCACUCAUAAGACUUUAAGGUCUGCAUGAAGUAGCCAGUGGGGCUGGACUACAUCUGAUGCAGUGUGAUAUACACAUGUAAAUAUUUGGUCAUUUUGGUGAUCAAGGACUAUUUUUCUUACAUAGAGAUAACUGUGUGUGUGUUGUGACUGUAGCUUGUGAAAAAUGCUAUUGAUUCACUUUGAAUCUUUCCAAAAUAUAACUGUUCAGUAUGAAUGUGCCUGCAACAUUGCCUCAUGUGCCAAACACACAGUACUGGAUGUGGUGUUUUUAAAUAAACUGUUUUAUUGUGCAUUGGAAAGUAA